Molecule: messenger RNA, 801 nt
Organism: Zootermopsis nevadensis
Lineage: Eukaryota; Metazoa; Arthropoda; Insecta; Blattodea; Termopsidae
Product: translocon-associated protein subunit gamma
Biological process (GO): SRP-dependent cotranslational protein targeting to membrane
Cellular component (GO): endoplasmic reticulum; membrane
Source: RefSeq, a predicted model, not a curated record
CGACAAGUGCGAAACGAAAUGUGUUGUUGGCUCAUUUGUUCUGACACGUAGCACCUAGUGUGAUACGAGGCAGUAUAAACGUCUUGUUAUUGUGUCAUUUUGUUUUCCAUAUUUAUUUAAUAAUUCAGAAAUAUGUCUGGGAAACAGUCAAAAGCCUUUACAAAGGAAGAAGAGCUGCUUCUCCAGGAUUUUAGCAGAAAUGUGUCGACAAAAUCAUCUGCGCUGUUCUAUGGGAAUGCAUUUAUUGUUUCGGCCAUACCAAUAUGGUUAUUCUGGAGAAUCCAUAUGAUUGACCUGUACUCAUCAGUUAUAUCCUUCAUCGCUGUGACAUUAGCCAGUACAUAUUUGGUUGCAUUGGCAUAUAAGAACACGAAGUUUGUUUUGAAACAUAAGGUUGCUGUGAAAAGAGAAGAAGCAGUUACCAGAGAAAUGACUAGGAAAUUGGCAGAAGAUAAGAAGAUGAGUAAGAAAGAGAAAGAUGAGAGAAUACUAUGGAAAAAGAAUGAAGUUGCUGACUACGAAGCAACAACAUUCUCCAUCUUCUAUAAUAAUGCUCUCUUUCUGGCCCUGGUCAUCUUCUGCAGCUUCUAUAUCCUGAGGACAUUUACUCCGGCAGUCAACUAUGUUUUAUCAGUCGGAGCUGCGGGAGGAUUGCUUGCACUGCUGUCCACAGGUUCCCAGUGAACUUGCUGCAUUUCUGUGUGAAUAAAUGAGUGAGAGAAUCCAUGGUACAUUGAGCUGUUCAUUGUAAAUCAUGUAUACAUGUUCAUAACAUCAGCAAAUAAAUAUUAUGAAGUAGAA